AACAUAUUUUUGUUGUUACUAUGAUACAAUAUUUGUAAAUGUUGUUGCUGUGAUGGAAUGAUGCACAUCGUACUUUAUUACGUACGUUACAACGCGUACUUCAACAGUGCCGAGUUAACACGCGCGUAAUUGAUUAUGCAAUUGGCUUUAGUUAGAAAUCAGCAAUCUAAUUUGAGGUUUGAAAGUAAAAGACCUACCAAAAAUGUUAAGAUAAAUUGUUUAUUCUGACGUUUGUUUUAUCAUGAUGAGUCGUUAUUGCGGAAGAUGCGUUGAUGUAUGUUUGUAAAGAUUGUUUACUGUGACUCUAUAUAACUUUUUUCAAUAAACUUUCAUUGAAAAACAAAAAUGAAGACAUGUUUUCAAAAUCUAGUACAAGUUUUAUAUAAACAUUCAAACAACAUCAAAUUAGUACAACAUAUUACUUAAUACUGUUGUUAGUCGAGCAAGGAUUGACAUCAAUAUCUAAAUCCUUUUCUUUUUUUGGAGAGAAUGACUUUAAAAAAAUUUUCUUCAGGUAUAAAAUGUCAACACGACGCUCCGGACGCAGAACAGAAAGAGACGACGAUGAAAUCGAAGAAGUAGUAAGACAUAGACGUCAUCAAAAAAACCAUACAGAUGACGAAGCAUCACAAAGAUUGAGACGAAAGCAAGACUAUAGUGAUAAUAACAACGAUGGUUCGAGGAAAGGACACAUUGAAGAAGAUAAGUUUCACGAAGAAGAAAAAAGAAACAAAAAUCAUACCGAAAACGAAGAACCCGUGAGACGACACAGACCAAGAAAAAAAUACAGUGAAGAAGAAGAAAGCGAAAAGUCUAUUGAACACGACUCUAAUAAUAACAAAAAAGAUCAUAACAAUUUUCAAAUUGAUCAGCCGACAGCUGAAUCAAAGCCGUCAAGGCAAAGAACCCAACGGAAAGAAGACAAUAUAAGUGACGGUGAAAGUAUUGAAAUUAAUAAAAGGAGUAGAAGUAGAAAUGAAUCGACAGAAAGUAACGAAGAAGGAAUUACAAGAUCUAGAAGAAAACAACAUGAGUUAGAAAAUGAAAAUGAUAUUCUUGGUAAUACGAAUACUCCUAGAACAAGGGUACAGAGAAGAGAACAAAGUACGAAUGAAGUUGAAAAUAACGAAAUUGUUAGAAGACCUCGACAAAGAAGGGUAUUAACAGAAAAUGAAGAAAAUGAAACAAGAUCGCAAAAUGAUGGCAAAUACAUAAUUACUAACGAAAAAGAAAUAUCAGAAUCCGAAGACACUUUAAGGAGGGUAAAUCGACGGAGAAGAGAAAAUACAAAAGAAGAUAAAAAUAUUGAAGAAAAUUGCAGCAUUCUUAAAACUGAACAGAAUUUUAAACCUUCUCAUGAUGAAGCAUUAAUAUUAGCCAAUAAAAAGCAAAAUUUGCACGACGAUAAACAAAAAAACGAACUUGACAAACACGAUUCUUUUAGUAACAAAUUUCAGACACAAUCUCCCAAGAAUCAAGAUUGCUUAUCAGAAAAUAACAAAAAAGAAGAUAAUAAAAAUGAAACAAUCUACAAAAAAGAUAUUUCAGAAAAUAAAGUUACUGACAACGUAAAAAUUGUUCAAAAAUUACCAAACCCUGUUCUUGACCAAGAAAAAAAUAAAAUUGUUCAAAAAUCACCAAACCCUGUUCUUGACCAAAAAUCAACAAACCCUGUUCUUGACCAAAAAUCACCAAACCCUGUUCUUGACCAAGAAAAAAAUAAAAUUGUUCAAAAAUCACCAAACCCUGUUCUUGACCAAAAAUCACCAAACCCUGUUCUUGACCAAAAAUCACCAAACCUUGUUCUUGACCAAGAAAAAAACAAAAUUGUCCAAAAAUCACCAAACCCUGUUCUUGACCAAGAAAAAAACAAGUCAGAAACAGAAUGUAGAAACAUAGAAAAUAAUUGUUACAGUGACAGUAACGAAUCUAAAGCGAUGAUUAAUACUCAUGAGAAUAGAAAUGAGCAAGUAACAGACAACCAACAACAAAAGAUUGACAAUAUAAGUAUCGGAUGUGAGAAAACAAACAACGAGGAAAAUAAAAAGGUUAAAAGUUUUAGCGAUCAAACAAAAAAAAAUGUUGAAAAACUGAAAACAAGUAAAAAAAUAAUUCCAAGUGUUCCAGAAAAAAAAAUAACAACUAAUAAGUUUGCACCAACAAGUUCUUUUAACAAUAAAACUAAAGUUAUUUCUAAAGCUAUGGAGGAGAAGCAGAAACCUUUGUAUAACGCGUCUCCGCUUGAAAACAAUUUACCUUCAACUCCAUCUGCUUCGACCAAUUUUUCAACUGAUAUUUCUUCAUCCGAAUUUGAUUCAAAAUAUAUUUCCAAGAAUGAAGACGAAGUUAAAUCAGAAAACGAAUAUACAAAAAAUGUAAAAAGUGAAACUCAAAACAAUGGUUACUUUGAUGAUGUAAACAAUUUAAAUAAUCAAAACAAUAGUAACGCACAUGACGUCACACAUGAAAAUUUAAAUAACUCUCUUCCAAACAAAAAUUCUGAUAUAAACGACAAUAAUAUAAGCCAAGUUGAAACAAAUUACCAAAGUGAAUUAAAUUAUAAUGAAGUUACGAGUGAUUUACAUAACGGUCAUUUGAUUGAUGAAACAAAUAGCGAUCGUAUGGUUAAUGACGUAAACUUUUAUAAUAAUAAAUUAAAAGAAUCUUUAACAAAUAUAAAAAGCUCUUAUUCUGGUUCUCAGUUAAUUGAUAGUCUAAUGGACACUUAUUUGAAUCAAGACUAUUUACCAGGAGCGAGCAGUGUAAAAUCUCACGGAAGUAAAAAAGAAAGUGGAAAGCAACCUCCUUUUGUGAAAGCUAAACCUAAUGUUGAAUCAAAAAAUUUAAAAGAACCAGAACAAGUUUACGUAGAAUGGCCACCCAAAGAGCCACCACAAGAUAUUGGUGCAUACAUAGUUGAAAGUUAUGGAAAAACUGAUCCUUACUCCAAAAAGCUAAUUAAAGAUAUUCAAAGAAGUAAAAGAGAAGAAGAAGAAAAGCGUGAAGCAGAAAAAAGAGCCGAAAUUGUUUCAGAAAAUACACAAGCAGUCUCUAUUCUUCGAUCAACGUUCAGUUAUAAGCCAGCAACACCAAAAGCUGGCGUGCAGAAACCCACUUUAGCUGUUGCAGAAGAAAGGUCAUGGAUAAAACAUGAGAAAAAACCUGAAGAAUUUGAUAGUACACCAAGUGAACCGGAUUGGAUGACUCUUGUUCGUAACAGAAGAUGGAAAUCAACAGUUCGAGCAAGAUUCCCCGGUAAAUCAUCCGAUAAAACUGAUUUUGAACGACGGUCAACAACGCCUAAAAAUUGGAAAAACUUAGCUAAAGAUAAGCAAGCUUUACAAGCUUUGUCUGAAGUUGUUGGAAUCGGAGCUGAAGGCGAAGAGCUGCUCAUGAGGUUAGCAAGCCAACGUAAUAAAAUUGAGGAAAAGCAAAAAGAAUUAGACAAACAAGCGCAAGAAGAGUUACUAGCGUAUGAGGUAGCAAGAGAGAGGUUGGGAAGUGAUACAGCAUAUAGCUUACAAAUGGACAACCCACUUCCUGCAGCUCGGAUGAAAUUGAAUCCAUCAUAUCCAGGUGUAUCGGCAGAUAGCGUUUAUGGCAGUAAAGAGAGUCUUAACAGUAAUAACUAUCCGUUUACUAACUCACAAUUGGAGGCGGCCUACCUUACCAACAAGCUCCUUAGGCUGCACCCUGAAGAACUAAAAAAACUAAUAUCUUUAGAAAGAUCACGCCAGGCUACUUUAAGAUGGCAGUUUUCAGCCGAUAAGUUUGAUUCAGUACACGAUCACCAAAACUUUCCGAUUGAUGUUGCUCUUCUUGCAUCACAAGAACCUCGUCUCAUGAAAACAAUGAAAAUGCUGCUUUCCAACGAAAAUAAAGAUGAAUACGAAUCGGAGUAUUCUACAAGAUCGGAUUCGCGAAACCGAACGCAAUCUGACUGCACUUACAUGGGCGAUUCUGACGGAUACGAAAGUAGCAGCAGUCAUACAUCUUCUGUGGCAAGUACUAGAAGUUUUAAAAAAAAAGCUCCGGUACCUCCACCUAAAAAAAACAGUGAAAAUGUACUUAAUCCGUACACGUCUUCACUUCCUAGACGAACAACACAAAAAUCUUCAAAAUAUCAAGACAUUAACGAUAACAGAGAAGUUUUUCAACACGGUUUUUUAACGGACGAAGAGUUAUCAAUGAGCGAUGAAAUAGAAAAAAUGCAGGAAGCAUUGCGACGCGGUGAAAAAAAAGCAUAUGAAGAACUAAGAAAUAAAACCAGUACACCAUUACUCGGUUUUUUUGAAGAUAUCGCACAAGCGCAAAUAAAACCUUGUGAUUUCACAAAAGAAAUAAACCAGGAAGAGAUUGCGUCUCGGCGCCAAAGUUUUAUAGAACAGGACAAUAAAUCAAACAUGGAUGCCCCAGAAAUUAUACCAACUACACGUCAUAAAGUUAAACGAAUAAACAGUAAUGCACAGUUAAACGCAUUGUUUAGAAAGCGUCGUGAAAGAUCCGAGUCAGACUGUGAAAAUAAUUCUAGUGAUCAUCAAUCAGACGAAAAGCCGUCUGAAGAAAUGAAAAAUUUGCUUACUAAUAUUACUAAUACGUUUGGGCAAUAAUAUUACAAGACUUUAUAAAGUAUGAAGGUCAACUUUAAAAAAAAUUUUUAGCUCCAUUUUUUAAAUAGGUAAAAAAAAUUAGCAUUUUAAAUAGCAUCGUAUUUAAGCAUAAAUUAUUGUAAUUUUUAUUCAAAAACUUUCAGCUUUAACAAGUACACCAAUCGUUUUUACAUUACAUAGUAGAUAGUAUUUAAUAUUUACAAUUUCCAUGUUUAAACUUACCAAGUAAGAAUACAUUGUUAAUUUGCUUUA
This is a messenger RNA of Hydra vulgaris (swiftwater hydra), 4862 nucleotides long. The record is from RefSeq and is a predicted model, not a curated record. Lineage: Eukaryota; Metazoa; Cnidaria; Hydrozoa; Anthoathecata; Hydridae.